Molecule: messenger RNA, 1647 nt
Organism: Racocetra fulgida
Lineage: Eukaryota; Fungi; Glomeromycota; Glomeromycetes; Diversisporales; Gigasporaceae
Source: the annotation of a GenBank genome assembly
CUGGAAAUCUCGAUGGCGCAAUUCAAUUAUUUGAUAGCCUUAAUGAAUUUGACAUCAAAAAAGAUGUUUAUACCUAUAAUUGCAUGAUUCAUGUAUACGUGUUGAAACAUGACAUGAAAAAAGCGAUAGAAUAUUAUGAAGAAAUGAUAUCGAAUGGAAUAGAAGCAGAUUCAGUAACUUACUUGACAUUAAUAGAUGGAUUCGGAAAACAAAAGGAUACAAAAAAAGCACUGGAAUUUUAUAAUAAGAUGAUAUCAUCUCAUAAACAACCAACGACAAAGAUUGUCUCAUCUCUUCUAAAUACAUUUAUGAGAGAAAACCAAAUGGAACAAGCAGAACAAAUAUUUGAAGCAAUGAAAUCGCUUAAAAUGCAACCUGAUAUUAGAUUAUAUAAUACUCUAAUACGUAAUUCAAUAAUUAAAUUGGACAUGAAAACCGCAAAUCAACUUUAUCAUGAAAUUAUAAAAUUCGGAAUAAAACCAGAUGUUUACACAUUUGCAAUGAUGAUUGAUGGAUACUUAAAAAUCGGAGAUCAAGAAAGUGCAACAAAGAUUUAUUCAUACAUGAUAAAUCAUGGAGUAGAUAUUAAUUCAACGGUGAUUAAUAUUUUGAUGCAAUUACAUUUUGAAAAAAAUGAGUCACAAAUGGUUCAAAAUAUUUUUGAUAAUCAUUUUUCAAGACAUUCAUAUUAUAAUGGAAUGUUACCAGAUAUUAAAUCCUGGACAAUUUUUUUGAAAUCAAGAUUACAACUUACAAAAGAUAUUGAAGAAGCUUACGAUAUAUAUAAAGAAUUCUUAAUGCAAAUUGAUAAUAAAGAUUUAAAUUUUCAACUUUUACCAGAUUGUCAUGUUUUUAAUCUUUUCCUUACAAUAUUUGCCCAUAAUUAUGGAAAUAUGACACUUUCUCAAGAAGUUUAUGGUGAAAUGACUAGAAGAAAUAUUUCACCUGAUGUUGUAACUCAUACUAUAUUAAUUGAAGGUUAUGCUUUAUUGGGUCAAGUUGAAAAAGCGAAUAGACAAUUUCAAAUUAUGAAAUCUAAUAAUAUUAAACCUAAUGUAUUUACUUAUACAAGUUUAAUCAAAGCUUGGGCACAAGUUUGGAGAAUUGACAAAAUUAAACAAAUUUAUAAAGAAAUGAUUGAAUCCGGUAUAAAACCUCAUAGAGCAACUUAUCGUGUAUUAGCUUCUAUAACAAAUUCAAAAUUUGAUACCUCCCAAAAAAGUUCAUCAAAUUUACCUAUAUCAAGAACACCACAACAUAUUAGAGAUACGACAAAAUUACAUGAUAAACUUGAAAAAGUUCGAGAUUCUGAAACUGCUUAUACUCUUUUUGAAAAUUUUUUAAAAAAAUUUGAUGAUACGAAUUAUCUUGACUAUAAUUCACGACCAAAUAUUUAUUCUUUUACCUUAUUUAUGACAAGUUUUGUAUUUUAUCAUAGAAAUAUGAAACUUGCCCUUAAAGUUUUUGAAGAAAUGUUAAAAAGAAAUAUUUCAGCUAGUUGCUAUUGUUAUAAUGUUUUGAUUGAAGGAUUUGCUAGAUCAAACGAACCAUUUAAAGCUGAAAAAAUGUUUUAUACUAUGAUAAAUAAUAAUAUAAAACCAGAUGUUAGUUCUUUUAAUAGUUUAAUAUCUGCUUGGAUAACGGUCG